Messenger RNA from Ochotona princeps (American pika), 2041 nucleotides. RefSeq names its product zinc finger protein 805. Gene Ontology annotation, biological process: regulation of cytokine production; negative regulation of transcription by RNA polymerase II; regulation of immune system process. Bases 96 to 1910 code for a protein of 604 amino acids. Gene Ontology annotation, cellular component: nucleus. NCBI's taxonomy places the organism in Eukaryota, Metazoa, Chordata, Mammalia, Lagomorpha, Ochotonidae. The record is from RefSeq and is a predicted model, not a curated record. Gene Ontology annotation, molecular function: DNA-binding transcription factor activity, RNA polymerase II-specific; RNA polymerase II cis-regulatory region sequence-specific DNA binding. The transcript has 4 exons.
UCCGCGCCGCUGUGGGGCGAGAAGCGGGCGGGAGUCCGGCCUCGGCCUGGACGGCCCCGCGAGGACAGGGCGUAGCGGCCGGCCGGGGGCCGGGGAUGGCGGUGCGGGGCCCGGAGGGGGUGUCGGUGACCUUUGAAGAUGUGGCUGUGACUUUCACUCCAGAAGAGUGGGGGCAGCUGGACCAGGCUCAGCAGAACUUGUACCAGGAGGUGAUGCGGGACAUCCGUGGGCUGCUCGGCUCCCUGGGGUGUUCUGUUCCCAGACGUGAGCUGAUGAGCCUAUUGGAAUGCAAACAGGAGCUGUGGACAGUGAACCUCCAGGGCACCUGUCCAGGUGACAAAGGAACAUGUAAGAACACCAAAGCUGACACGUGUGCCCCAGCCCUGUCUGAAGGAGUUUCAGUGCCUGGGCAGCUGAGUCAAGGAGCCUCAGAAGACCCCCGGGCAGUGCGGACCAGGGAUCGGGCUGGGACCUCGGAAGUACAAGAAGGACCCCUGGGACUGCGGGUGGACCUGCAGAGAGAGAAGCCUCCCGGGAAAGCGGUCCCUGCCGGUGAUGUGUUAGGGCUAGUUGAUGGCCUGUGUUCCCGCGUUGUACAGGAGCAAGUCGCUUUGGGAAAUACUGUCCCUGAGCACCGCUCCGAAGGACAAAAGCCCAGGCCUCAAGAGGAAGGAAAUAUCUUCAAAUGCAGUGAAUGUGGGAAGGUGUUUAACAAGAAACGCCUCCUUGCUCAACACGCAAGAAUUCACUCUGGGGUGAAGCCCUACGAGUGCAGAGAGUGUGGGAAGACCUUCAGCAAGAGCGCGUACCUCCUGCAGCACCACAUGGUCCACACCGGGGAGAAACCCUACAAGUGCAUGGAGUGCGGCAAGGCUUUCAACCGCAAGUCCCACCUCACGCAGCACCAGCGGAUUCACAGCGGGGAGCAGCCGUACAAGUGCGGUGACUGUGGAAAGGCCUUCACCCACCGCUCCAGUUUUGUCCUGCAUCGGAGGAGGCACACCGGAGAGAAGCCGUUUGUGUGCAAAGAGUGCGGCAAAGCCUUUCGGGACAGGCCGGGCUUCAUCCGGCACUAUAUCAUCCACAGUGGCGAGAAUCCCUACGAGUGCUUCGAGUGUGGCAAGGUGUUCAAACACAGGUCGUACCUCAUGUGGCACCAGCAGACUCACACCGGGGAGAAGCCGUACGAGUGCAGCGAGUGUGGGAAAGCCUUCUGUGAGAGCGCAGCCCUGAUCCACCACUUCGUGAUCCACACCGGCGAGAAGCCCUUCGAGUGCCUGGAGUGCGGCAAGGCCUUCAACCACAGGUCGUACCUCAAGAGGCACCAGCGCAUUCACACCGGCGAGAAGCCUUACGUGUGCGGCGAGUGUGGCAAAGCUUUCACCCACUGCUCGACUUUCAUCUUGCACAAGAGGGCCCACACUGGAGAAAAACCUUUCGAAUGCCAGGAAUGCGGGAAAUCCUUCAGCAAUAGGGCAGACCUCAUCCGACACUUCAGCAUCCACACCGGAGAGAAGCCCUAUGAGUGUGCACAGUGCGGGAAGGCCUUCAACCGCAAGUCAGGCCUCACGAGACAUCAGCGGACCCACAGCGGAGAGAAGCCCUACGAGUGCGUCGAGUGUGGGAAGAGCUUUUGCUGGAGCACCAACCUCAUCCGGCACUCCAUCGUCCACACGGAGGAGAUGCCCUACGAGUGCAGCGAGUGCGGGAAGGCCUACCGCCGCAGCUCUUCCCUCACGCAGCACCAGAGGAUGCACACCGGCCGCAAGCCUGUCCGUGCAGCACACACGGAGAGGCCGUUUGUGAGUGAGCCAGCUGCGGUCAACAUCCAGGACCUGCUUCUGGGGAAUGACUUCUUGAACGGAGCCACAAAAGAAAAUAUUUUGCAGGAGGAAGCAUCUUGUGCCUGAUCCGUGCAAUCAUUGUGAGCAUGCAGAAAGCCCACAGGUGUCUUGACUCUGAGAGUGUCAUUUCACUGUUGCGGAGUGUCACUGUCGCCUCAUCCUCCCACGAAUUCCCAAGAGCGGUCCACAGCUCUUGU